Messenger RNA from Thamnophis sirtalis, 345 nucleotides. The record is from RefSeq and is a predicted model, not a curated record. NCBI's taxonomy places the organism in Eukaryota, Metazoa, Chordata, Lepidosauria, Squamata, Natricidae.
AGGCCCAUCCAAUUGGGGCAGAUGUAAUGGCACAAUGCAGCUGCCAUCAUUUUGGGGAAAGCGGCAAAGCAAUCACAUGUUGCGUAUUUGUAUUGUGAAUGGUAACCCUCUUCCCUUUGGUUUUUCAAAGGUCUCUGAGGUACAGGCACGUUCAGCAGUUAUUUCCUGGAGUGCCCCAGCUGCAGCCCAGAAUGAAGAAACCCAGAGCCUCCCUCCUGAAGCUUUUACUUUUGAAGUUGCAAUCUCGAAUAGCGGUAAAAAUGGAAAAUUUAAAUCCCUUUACAGUGGUGAGGAUGUAACUUUUACUCUGUCUGAACUCCGGCCAGCAACUGAUUAUCAUGUCAG